AUGGGGCAAGGCUACUCCAUGACAACGCCCUCGGCGGCAUCAGCUAGCAUCGAUGUACCGGAGCUUUCUGAUCUGGCAUUCGACAGGACCCUUGUAUCGGCACGAUUUAUGAAGAGCAUCCGCGCCCGAAACCAACAUGGCUUCGUCUUUGUCAAGGCUGUCAUGAAGCCAUACUCAACCUUCGACUCACAGAAAUACAUUAGACGAUUGAUGGAGGAACGGCAAGCACUGUCAGAUAUCUCGAAUGCCCUGAGCUAUCAGCGAAUUGUAGAGACCGGAACUGGAGGCUUCCUGGCUCGGCAGUAUGUCUUCAGUUCAGUAUAUGACCGCCUGAGUACUCGACCCUUUCUGGAGGACAUCGAGAAGAAGUGGCUGGCGUACCAACUGCUGUGUGUUGUAAGGGACUGCCACGCGCGAGAGAUCUACCAUGGCGACAUCAAGACUGAAAACACACUAGUCACAUCGUGGAACUGGCUAUUUCUUGCAGACUUCAGUUCCUACUUCAAGCCGACGACUUUGCCGGAGGAUAACCCAGCUGACUUCUCCUUCUACUUCGACACCUCUGGACGGCGAACAUGCUAUGUUGCUCCAGAGCGGUUUACCACAGGUGCUGGAGACGAGCCCUACCAUGAACUGAAUUGGGCAAUGGACAUGUUCAGUGUCGGCUGCGUCAUCGCCGAGAUUUUUCUGGAAGGUCCUAUCUUCUCCCUCAGUCAGAUCUUCAAGUACCGUAUCGGCGAGUAUAGUCCCGAACAUACGCACCUUAACAAGAUUGAGGAUCCCGAUGUGAGAGAAAUGGUGCUCAACAUGAUCGAGCUUGAGCCAGAGAAGCGAUGGUCUGCUGACCAACAUCUGUCCUACUACAAGCCACGCAUCUUUCCAGACUACUUUGAAAGCUUCCUUCAUCAUUACAUGCGAGAUCUCACUGAACCGUCAACUACGCAAGAAGAGCUCGGCUUGGACGUCAGCAACAUGGCUGAGUCUGAUGACAAGAUCGAUCGCGUUUGGCAAGAUUUCGACAAAAUCUCGUACUUCCUUGGAUAUGGAACAGGAAUAGAUUUGCUCCGGCAGCCUGGUCAUCAUACACAGCGGCGUCAUUCAAAACGCUCAGUGAACAAGCAAGUCUCUGGCUUGCACGAUGGGACUCUGAUAUUCCUGACUCUUGUGUCCGCAAGUCUGAGGAACAGCACUAAAUCAUCCUCACGACUAAAGGCCUGCGAUCUUCUCGUGGCUUUUGCGGAACGCCUGCCCGAUGAGGUCAAACUAGACAGAAUCGUGCCAUACGUGGCGACCAUGCUGACGGAUCCCUCCGAGAUUGUGCAAGUAUCCGCGAUUAGGGCGCUGACGACGAUCUUCGAGAUGAUCGAGGUUGUCUCGCCGAUCAAUGCGUUCAUCUUUCCUGAGUACAUAUUCCCUAAGCUCCGCACAAUCGCUUCCACCGAAAAGAUCGCCAGGCCAUUGGUCCGGGCUGCGUACGCCUCAUGUCUUGCCAGUCUCUCACUCAGCUCUGCGAGAGUGCUGGACAUGGUACAAGCGAUUCGAGCGGAUGGUCGGCUACCGGCUCUCAACGAAGCAGAAUGGGCGCCAGGCACUUCAUUCCAUGCCCUGUACGAUCCUAGCAAAGAGGAGUUGGUGAGACACUUCGAGGAAGCCACUGUUAUUCUGAUCACAGAUGAAGACAGCUCCGUCAGACGUGCUCUACUUGGAUCAGUAGCCAGGCUCUGUGUCUUCUUUGGAAGUGUCAAGGCGAACGAGAUAAUUCUGCAACAUCUCAAUACCUACCUCAACGAAAGGGACUGGAUACUGAAAUGCUCAUUCUUUGACGCACUUGUUGGUAUUGCCACUUACGUUGGCACGUCGAGCUUGGAGAAAUUCAUCUUGCCCAUAAUGGUCGGGUCACUUACAGAUCCGGAGCCUUUUGUGGUAGAGAAGGUGCUCAGAUCACUGGCGCGCAUGGCCGACCUCGGUUUGCUACAGAAGGCGUCCGUGUGGGAACUCGUCUCCAUGGCCGCGCGAUUUCUCGUCCAUCCCAGCACUUUCAUACGAGAAGCCGCGCUGCAUUUCAUCGUGUUGGCCUCAAAGUAUACGUCAAAGGCAGACACUUACUGCAUCCUGCUACCACUUCUCCAGCCUUAUCUCAAAGCACCAGUGAUCGAAGUUGCAGAAGAGCAGCUGCUAAACAACCUCAAAAAGCCACUUUCGCGCGGAGUGUUCAGCGCUGCCUUGCAUCAAGCCUCCAUUAAGACCAAGAGCCUGUUCUGGACUGCGGCAAGUCAGGAUGGCGCGUUCGUGUUGUCAGACCCAGAGCUUGCUCACUUCCCGACCAAGCCUGCUAAGAGGUCGCUGACUAGAAUUCCGCCUUCUCAAAAGGACAAAGACGAUCAGAUUUCACUGGAGACACUCAGGAGCGUAGGUAUGGGAGCAGAAGACGAGAUGAAGUUGCUGGCCCUUCGAGAAUACAUACUACAUGUUGCCACUGCGCCAAAGCCCCAAGUGGCCAAAGACGCGAACGUGAACAAGGUUCAAGGGAUCGUUCCACUGCAUACACUCGACAUACGGACGCAGAAUGUCUUGUUCGACACAUCUCAGCCCAUAAGAUCUCGACAGAAUCAUCGACCUCCUGUCCAAAGAUCACAGUCUGCUCUACAGCAACGACAUACUCUGGCAGAAGCCCUGCUGGACGCCUCAACCACGAACUUUGGGCCAGCAAAUGACGUGGCGCAAGCCACAGCAAGUACGCCCGUCGAUAUUCGAGGCCGAACUGAGGCGACGUCCAAGGGCAAAAUGGCGGACUCUGGUCCCUCAUCGAGGAAUCCAUCCUCCGCCCCCGGGCACAAGCCUUCUUCAGAACUAGAUAAGCUCUCGUUAAGGAGAGGCAAACUAGAACUCCGUCACCGAAAUAGUUCUCUGGCCCUGAUGAAGCGGGACACGGGCAAGGCCGAAGCCGAGACAUCGACAAGUGAGCAGAUUGCUUUCGGUAAAGUCGAUGGGCCGCUACAGAAGCAAUCAGAUGCUGUGACCUCCGCCCUAUCUGCCACCGCCGUUGCAGCUGCGAGAUCGUCACGAUCAAAGUCGCCAUCGAAGCAGCUGCCGAGCACUCUGUCAUGGGAGCCGAACCAUUCAUAUGCCGGCAAUGAUCCUACAAUUCUGCGCCUCCUCGACAACCACUUUGUCGAGAAUUUUGCCAUCGAGCAAAUGGACUUCGGCGAGCCUUGCGAGUCUGCCGCUCGUAUGCCGCUCCGAAAGGCUACAGACUUCACUACAAUGGGGCAAUCCGGAUCCCAAGAUACUACGACGCCUCACUACGACCCCUGGAGACCUGCAGGCCGGCUCUUGACUCACUUCGCAGAGCACACUGCGGCCAUCAAUCAAGUGUGCGCCAGCCCAGACCACGCCUUCUUCGUCACAGCAUCCGAUGACGGUACUUGCAAAGUAUGGGAUACGAUACGGCUGGAGAAGAAUGUGACACCACGAUCAAGAAGCACAUACCGGCACGGCACAGACCUCAAAGUGAAGGCGCUAUGCUUCAUUGAGGACUCCCAUACUUUCAUCAGCGCCGCAGACAACGGCAGCAUCCACGCUGUCAAAGUAGAGUACCGAGUCGUCGACGGCGGCGAGAGCACGAAGUACGGUCGUCCAGUCCUUGUUAGAGACUACCAAAUCCCAGCAAUCAUGGGCGAGAAGCCUCACGUCAACUCCACCGAGCAUGCCAUCCAAAUAUUGCACUAUCGCACGACAAGCUCCCUUUCUGUCCUCGUCGUUGCCACGAACCAUAAUCGGAUACUAAUGAUCGACAUGAAAACCAUGAACAUUCUCGCCAUUCUCGAAGAACCCCUUCACCACGGCUCCGUGACCGCCUUCGUCGUCGACAAACACCACCAUUGGCUCGUAUCCGGCACCACGCACGGCACGCUCUCCCUGUGGGAUUUGCGCUUCCGUAUUCACCUGCGAAGCUUCACCCUGCCCACACAGUCCUGCAUUGAUCGCCUUGUCAUGCACCCGUCCAAAGGCUUCGGCAAAUGGGUCAUAGUCUCUUCCGCCGGCGAAAUCUCAGUCUGGGACGUCGACAAAGUCACCUGUCGAGAGGUCUUCCGUCCGUACACUUUCUCCUCAGAUUCAUCAUCCGUCGAAGGCGAUCCUUCAACAACGCGCAUCAAGCCGUACACCCCAAUCUUCGCCGACUCGCAACAUAUCCCUCCCGUUCCCUCGACCCCUCCCGCACCAACCUCAACCAGAUCAACACAGUCCAUCCGCGCGCUGCACAUCGCCCUCGACUUCAUUUCACCAGCCUCGCGCACUCCCAACGCCAACAACAACACCUCAUCAUCGAAAUACCCGCUCCUCUUCACCGCCGGCGGCGGCACAAACGACUCCACCACCCUCCGCUACUGGGACCUCCCCACGCCCGAGGACAGCUAUAUCCUCUCCUCUCCCGCCAUCCACUCCGACGAGAGCUCGGGCGUGUUGCGUGCGCGAUAUGCGGUCAGCCAUCCACUGAGUCUGAGUUCUGGGGCACAGGUACAGCUCGUGCAGGAGAGCGCGCCUGAGGCGAGUGGUGUUGGUGUGGGGCGCGGGAAGAAAGGUGCCGCUGGGGGGAAACGGGCAACGAAGCAAGCGCCGACAUCGACGCAGAAGAAGGACGAGAGGGAUAAGCCGACGCGGCAGGCACUCCUAGCAGGAAAUGGAAGCAGGGUGUUAGGCGCCCAUAUGGAAGGCGUGACUGAUUUGAUUGUCUUGAGAAAGCCGUAUGGGAUUGUCCCGAUCCCUAACGCGAAGAGCAUGUCUCAGUCUCUCCCCAGAUCGUCAAAGAUCACAGCGCCUGGAGGUGCAUCCAAGAAACCUCGGAACUUCGCUGAUGGGAAACAAAUUAGGGUGUAG
Molecule: messenger RNA, 4878 nt
Organism: Cyphellophora attinorum
Lineage: Eukaryota; Fungi; Ascomycota; Eurotiomycetes; Chaetothyriales; Cyphellophoraceae
Product: Serine/threonine-protein kinase VPS15
Exons: 2
Coding region: 1-4878 (1625 amino acids)
Biological process (GO): late endosome to vacuole transport; autophagy of peroxisome; protein targeting to vacuole
Cellular component (GO): late endosome; phosphatidylinositol 3-kinase complex, class III, type I; phosphatidylinositol 3-kinase complex, class III, type II
Molecular function (GO): protein serine/threonine kinase activity; protein binding; ATP binding
Source: RefSeq, a predicted model, not a curated record